Pantherophis guttatus is the source of this 5657-nucleotide messenger RNA. RefSeq names its product RP1 like 1 (gene RP1L1). Lineage: Eukaryota; Metazoa; Chordata; Lepidosauria; Squamata; Colubridae. Gene Ontology annotation, cellular component: axoneme. Gene Ontology annotation, biological process: axoneme assembly; retina development in camera-type eye; photoreceptor cell development. The record is from RefSeq and is a predicted model, not a curated record.
GAUUACCUUCUAUCAGGCUUCAACUGCAUGGGUGGACUGCAACUGAGUGAUCAUACAAAAAUUACAGCUAUCUUUUGAGUUUGAAUACCAUCUUCUCUAAGAGGUUUCUAUAUUUUCUAUAUAGUUGCCCAGAAGAGGAACGAGGCCCUGCUUUGAGCUGGGAAGUAGAACAGCGUGAUGUCUUUAGUCUAUCUUCACUCUGUUACUUCUAAACCUUCCAUAGGAUGAGCCUACCACCUGUUGAUUGUCAGUUCACCAGUUCUUAUACCAAUGAGCAACCACUUCUUCCAACAGUUCGUACAAAUGCUGUCACCCAGGUGCCUCCAGCCAAGAAAAUAACGUUCUACAAAAGUGGGGACCCACAGUUUGCAGGAAUCAAGAUGGCCAUCAAUCAACGCAGUUUCAAAAGUUUCAAUGCUCUCAUGGAUGACCUCUCCCACAAGAUCCCCUUGCCUUUUGGGGUGCGGGCCAUCACAACCCCACGGGGGAUACAUUUCAUCAGCACACUGGAUCAGCUGGAGGAUGGAGGAUGCUAUCUUUGUUCAGAUAAGAAAUAUGUCACACCUCUUAACCCUGGUGUUGCCAACCGGAAGUUGGGUCCCCAAAAGGUUAAACAGACAGCCAGUGUUCUCAAGAGAGUAGUUCAAGAUAUCAAACAAGAAGAUUACUCAAUGGCUUUCACCCAACAGAGUCCAAGGAUACCCAAGAAAAUCACUCUGAUCAAAAAUGGAGAUAUUACAACACAGUUGCCAAUUAUCCUGAACCGUCGAAAUGCACAAAGCUUCAAAGUUCUCUUGGAUGAAAUUUCAGAAAUUAUGCAGUUCACAGUGAGGAAGCUCUACACAAUAGAUGGGAAAAGGAUUGACAGCAUGCAAGGUCUGCUGCUUUGCCCAAAUGUGCUCAUCUGCGUUGGCCAAGAACCCUUCAAGCCAAUCCUAAUGCAAAAUCCAAAGAAGCACUCUUUGGAGAAAUUACCUGGUCUAGCUUCCCACUCCAACAGUAACACCUUAGGCAAAAAGAAUGAAAUGGAUUUUGGACUGAAAGCCAAAAAAAGUGUGAUUCACCCAAGAUCAUCUUUGAGCAACCGGUCCAUGAGGUUUUCGCUGUCAUCUGAAAAAUCUUACAUGAAUGGUCCAGCAACAUCACCAGAAAAUGGAAUCUCCUCUUCAAACAAUUGUCCUAAAGGAGAGGGUUUGGCCCCUUCCUUAGUCAAUGAUGAUAUAGAAAAGAAAGUAUAUAUGAAUAAAGACGGCAGUCUAUCAGUUGAAAUGAAAGUCUGCUUUCAUCUGCUCUCUGACGAGACUCUUCAAUGGUCCACACAAAUCAAGAAGUCCAGCUUGAUGAAUCAGACACUCUGUGAAGAAUCAGAUGUCAUGGAAGAUAAUCAAAGUGAGCCAAGAGAGAAAAUUAACCAAGAGACUAGUUUUGAAAUGGAAGACUCAUUAUAUCCUUGUGAUGCUGACUCUUACAUUUCAAAUCUCGAUGAAUCUGAAAAUGAGGUGUCUUAUUGCCAUUGUUGCAGUAAGUCACACAGCAACUAUGAUAUUUGGAAGAACCCCAUGCAUGCUUCUCAAAAAGAAGAGCCAGGAGGAACAAACACUUGGUACACACACUCUUCUUGCUCAAGCACUUCAUCACACCAGAGAAUUGUCCAUAAAAAGAGAACCUCCAUUGAGACUAUCCAUACUUCAUCAGAUGAAAGAAAACAUUCUGAACACCUCAUACAAGAGACUUCAGAUUUCUCAGACACUCUAGGGAAUAAAAGGGAGAACAAUAGAAUUAAAAAAUGCUUCUGUCAAGAUCACUAUAUGCAAACAAGCAAAAGCCAAAAAGAGUUAUCAGAGAAAACGGAUGAUGUAGCUAGCCUGACCAUUUCAGAAAAUGAACAUGGUUCCAUAGUGAAGAAAGAAAGAAAUGAAAGUAGAAGAAGUAGAGCUAGGAGUAGCAAAUCAAAAUGUCAAUAUUCUAUAGAAAGCCAGAUAAACGUGUUAGAGGAAACAAGUAGUGCGGUAAGGACAAUUUCAUCCUGUAGCAUUAAGGAAAGAGAAGAAGUUAUUGGCUGUUCUUCUCCAAGUAGUGCCUGUAGCAAAUCCAGUAAAUGUAGUACAUUUGGAACAAAAGACAAGGUAGAAAAGAUUUCAGAUAAUGAUCACAUACCAUCAUAUAAUAAAAUAUCAUCAUUUUCAAGUGAUGAUUGCCCCCCUAAAAUUGACACACAAGUAGAGGUUGAAAAGGAAGAUGAGGACAAUGAAAUAAAUUCAGUUUCAGAAAAGAUGGUGUCCAAUAGUCUUAUCAAGGGUGAAGUCAAUAGAUGUAACAAAAGGUCUAAGACCAAAGUCUCCCAGUCCAAAGUUUGUAAUGAAGAAGAUAGAAGUGAUAGCAGUGAAAUGGAUAUCCAUAGUGCUGCUGUAUCUGCCUCCAGAAUCUUCAAUAGAAGCAAGUGCAACCAAUAUGACUCAAAAGGAGAUUCCAAAGUAUCUAGUGGGUCAAGUAGAGAAUCCACUAUCAAGAGAAAGAAAACCAAAGGACCUUUACAUGUGGAGGAUGGAAGAUCAAGCAGCGGGACAACCUAUUCUUCAGAAAAUUCAAAUGAAGUAGAGAAAAGAGACAAAGGGGAUCAAUUAUCUCAUGAUUCUUCUCAUUCAAAUGUGUCAUCUUUAAGUGAAGCAGCUGCCACCACUGAGGAAAAUGCCAGCAGGAUAUCUAAAUGCUACAGUAAGUCCUCCAGAAGUAGUCAUAAAAGGACCCAGAGAGAAGAUACUGAGGUAUCAUCCUCUAUUUCCAAUGUUUUAGAAUCUGAUGGGAAAAAUGGGGCCAAUACUGCCAAAAAUAGUACUCAGGAAAACAUUUCCAGGGAAGAAAGUAGCUCAGAAUCGAUGUGCUCCAAAUGUGGCCACAUAGCAGAAACCAGAAACAACAAUCUUCAGUGUGCUAGUUCAAACAACUUGUUACAUUCUGAUGCUAAGAGCACUUGUUCGGAGAUGCAAGCCUCAGAGAAUAAUGAUGUCAGCUCGCAAUCAAGCAUAGCGCAAUCUUCAAAACCAAGACAAAAAAAGAGAAGCAAUGCUAGUGUGAAAUAUUGUAGCCAGGGUUCAGAAAAAGCAUCUACAACCCAGUUCAGUUUCCACUCCCCUGUCCCCCCAAAAGGGAGACCCAGCAGCAAGAACAGUCGGUCUCUCCUGAAGAACAUCAAGAGUGCCUCUGCGAGCAAUGAAUCGGAGCCGACUGCAGAUGAACUGCAAAAAGAAAUGGCUGGUUCACAGUUGCCUGAAAUGGACACAGCAAAUGAGGCAGAGGAAAAGGAAGGCUCUGGGCAUGAGAAAAAGCAAAUAGAGGAAGAGACAGUGAUCCAAACAGAAACUUGUGACCAAAUCAUCCCAUCUUCACUUCCCAAUGCCUCUCCAGAAGAAGUUGUGCAUGAGUGGCUGAGAAAGAUUCCUUCAGAAUCUCUGCUGAUGAAAUGUGAGAUGGAAAAAGAUGAGGAGACAAUUGAAUUGCAUGCUGAAAUUCCCAACUGUUCAAACAACCAGGAUUCAUUGGAAAAGGAAUGUAGUGAGAAGGAAGGUGCAGAAGAUUGUGAACACCUAGCAGAAAAGGAUUGUCCCCAGGACCAGAAGGCUUCAGAAAUUAUAUCAGAAGAAGCUGAAACUAACCAAGGAGAGUGCCAGCAUUCUGACAUCCCCAGCCAAAACAACCACAAAAAAGACUUGCCCAACACCAUUCAAAUCUCUGUGCAGAUUAUGAAAGCGCUGCUGGCUUCCAAACACGAAACAAAAUUGGGACGUUCCUAUAGUUUGCCUGAAAUGUCUCCUACAUUAGGAAAAAACCUCAGCAACUCAGCCAAUAUUUUGAUACAAUGCCUUGCUACUCUACAGCUCCUUGAUGAAGAAUUGGAUCCAUCCAAUAAACAAAAUAAAUGCGUGAAUUGGUUCAGAUACAAAGAACUCUUAAACAUUUUCCAGGCAGUGUGGUUUGGAAACAUACUUGAAAACGGGGACCCAAAUUUAGGGCUGCAAGGAAAAGGCCAGAUAAAAACAUCCUCGAGUUUCAAGGACCCUAAUUCAAAAGAUGGGGACUUUACAACAAUGACCUCUUCGGGGAUUGAUUUAAGUAGCGGUGACGGAGGUUCAGGAGAAGAAUGUGCCCAUGAUUGUGCCUUGUUAAAAGAGAAAAGAGAUAAAGCCAAAUUCCCCGAAGAAGGAAAGCCAGAGCAGGAAGAUGGUAAUGAGGAAGAGCCAGAGGAACAUUCUCAGCCACUUUGUUCAAAACUAGAAAGUGAAAGUGAAGCAGAACUUGCUGGAGUUCAGGAGGCAAUAGAAGCAGAGGAAGACCAGGAUCAUGAGAACAAUAUUGAAUUGGACACAAAUAGUAUACACGAUGAUCAAAAUGUGGAUGAUGCAGAGAAUGACUCUAAUGAAGAGAAUAUCCUGAUGGAGGCUCAGACAGACACCAUGGCCAAAGAAGUAGAAAAAAAUCCCAGCAAAGAGGCAGGCAACAAUGAGACAGAACCUGACUCAAGUGUCAAUGAGGGUAUUGAUGAGAAAGAGGCCAAGAUCAAUUCAGAAAACCAGUCUGUGACUAAAGAUGAUACAGAAUCUAGUAACGUAUCUCAUCAAAGCACAGUGAAAGUUUCUCCAAUGAUCCAACAAAGAUCCGGCAGCCAGGACCCAGUUUGGGUGCUAAAACUUCUGAAGAAGAUCGAGAAGGAAUUCAUGACACACUAUGUCAGUGCCAUGAAUGAGUUCAAAGUGAAAUGGAACCUGACAAACAAUGAAGAGCUGGAUUUGAUGAUUGCAGAAUUGAAAGAAGAAGUGAGCAGAAGGAUACAAAAGAGUGUGGAGGAAGAACUAAAUAAAAUCAAAAGCAGAACAGGCAAGAAGAUUCCAAAACCUCCAGAAAAUGAAUUAAGACAAGAACCUACUCCAGAACUAGAAAGCCGGAGGCGCCGUUUAACAAGUAUGUUAUCACGCAAUUAUAUCAAUGACCAGAGCACAAAUUCAAAUAAGCAACUGGAGUCAGGGGACAUUGACGAAGAUGUCUUCUUUUAUAAUACAAUUCAAGGAGAUGAAACUUAUGACGAUCAGCUAAAAGGUGAAGAGUAUUGCCCCUGUGAUGAGUGUAUGAGGAAAAAAAUGGUGGUCAAGACUGCACAACGUACAGCUGAAGUGAUGGCUAAGGCUCCAAACCCAGUUUUGAAGGCUUUUGAUCUACAAGAAAUCCUGAGGAUGAAGAACACCAGUUUUGCUCAUAGGAAGACAGAAUGUGAUAUUAGUGAAGCAGAGCAGGAAGAAGAAGAAGCUGAACAAGAAGUAAAGAAAUCUGUGGAAAGUGAUGGGGAGGAGGAAUCAAAAUGUGAGGAGGAGCAGGAGGUGGAACAAGAGGAGCAGGAAGAGGACCAGGAAGAGGGGCAGGAGGAACAGGAAGAGGAGAAGGAGGAGGGGCAGGAAGAGGAGCAGGAGGAAGAGCAGGAAGAGAAGCAGGAGGAGGGGCAGCAGGAGGAGGAGGAACAGAAAGAGGACCAGGAGGACCAGGAGGGACAGGAGGAGGAGCAGGAAGAGAAGCAGGAGGAGGGGGAGGAGGAGGAGGAGGAACAGAAAGAGGACCAGGAGGAGGACCAGGAGGACCAGGAGGAGGGACAGGAGGAGGAGCAGGAAGAG